This is a messenger RNA of Nannospalax galili (Upper Galilee mountains blind mole rat), 2337 nucleotides long. RefSeq names its product spermatogenesis associated 7 (gene Spata7). The record is from RefSeq and is a predicted model, not a curated record. Gene Ontology annotation, cellular component: rod photoreceptor outer segment; photoreceptor distal connecting cilium; axoneme. NCBI's taxonomy places the organism in Eukaryota, Metazoa, Chordata, Mammalia, Rodentia, Spalacidae. Bases 611 to 2215 code for a protein of 534 amino acids. The transcript is spliced from 14 exons. Gene Ontology annotation, biological process: microtubule cytoskeleton organization; protein localization to photoreceptor outer segment; protein localization to photoreceptor connecting cilium.
UAGCAACCGGCUGGGUGACAGGCUCCACGGCCCACCAGCUCUUUCCCGACCUCCGCUGCAGCCCGGCCUGGCCAGGGCGAAGACCAAGCGGACGGUGUGUGUCCCCGCCCAUGCUGCAGAAGGAUGGAUGGCAGCCGGAGAGAGGCAAAGGCUCAAGCUUGGUCUUUGAAGUCCGACGUCGGCCCCCAGUCAGGCGCCGCUGCUUCCACAGAAACGACCCUCCGUUUCCUCAUCUUGACCUAGGGGUCAAGUACCCAUGCCAUAGAGUUCCUGAGGGUUAAAUGCAGAUAAUACGAAGUAAGCUCCUGGCACAUUUUAAGGAGUUAGUGUGUGAGAAUCGCCCAGUCACAGCCUCCACCGACCGUCGCAGAGCUACUUUGAUGCUCAACCUUCUGAAUGGUGGUGUAGCAGAAAGCAUACCAGCUUGAAAAACAAUAGGUCUUGUUUAUCAUUUUUGUUUGAUAUUAACUAAUGAGUUAAAGCAACUUCUGUCCUUCCCAGAUACAGUCCAUCAUGCCUAUUUACAGGACACUUGAGCACCAAGAGCAAUGCUUUUUGCACUGACUCCUCUUCUCUCAGACUAACCACUCUCCAGCUGGUCAAGAACCACAUGGCUGUUCACUAUAAUAAAAUCCUUUCAGCCAAAGCUGCAGUAGACUGCUCAGUUCCAGUAAGCAUGAAUACCAGCAUCAAAUAUGCAGACCAACAACGAAGAGAGAAACUGAAAAAGGAAUUGGCACAAUAUGAAAAGGAGUUCAAAUUGAAUAAAUCUGUCAUGCAGGGCAAUUCCAAAAUGAAUUCCAAGUCACUUUUUCGCUCCCUACAAAAGCCCUCAGGGGAACCGAAAAACCAGGAUGUGUUAAUAGAAGUGAACAGAUUUCCAUCAUUUUCGAAGUCACUAAUCUCUUCUUCAAAUGGAUUAUACGUAAGUCAACCUAAAGCAGAUAACAUCGUCAUGAAUAGCAUUGAGAACUCCAGCGCCUCUCCAUCCAUCAUAGAUUAUGCAGCCUCUGGACCCAGGAACCUGAGCUCUGGACCUGGGUGUGACAGGAAACCCAAGAGCUCAUAUCCCAGCACCCACCGUUUUCAGCUAGUCAUUUCCAAAGCAUCCAGUGGGGAUCUUUUGGAAAAACAUUCUGACCUCUUUUCUAACAAGCAAUUGCCAUUCACUCCACGAACUUUGAAAACAGAAGCAAAAUCUUUCUUAUCACAGUAUCGCUACUACACACCUGCCAGAAGAAAAAAGAAUUUUCCAGAUCAGCAGAUAGACGCUGAAACCCAGACUGAAUUAAGCAGCUUUCAUUCUAAUUUUUGGGCAGCUGAGACAAAGAACUUGACAGAUUCGGACAUGAACACAGAACAGAGAUCUAAUUGUAUGACGAAUGGUACUGAAAUCAGAGUAUCUCCACUACCCUUGGAAGGCCUUAACUUACCACAGGACAAGAUUAAAGACAGGGCUCUGCAGCAGUCCUCACAAAGGAUACUCUAUGAGUUCUCCACGCAGCUUUCUUCGGACAAUAAAAUCUACUCUGAUGAAGAAGACCUGCUGUACCUGAACUUCAUCCAGGAUGUAACAGAUGAAAUUCUGAAACUUGGUUUAUUUUCCAACAGGUUUUUAGAACGACUUUUUGAGCGACAUAUAAAACAAAAUAAACAUCAUUUGGAGGAGGAAAAAAUGCGCCGCCUGCUGCAUGGUCUGAAAGUUGACUUAGGCUGCACAUCUGAGGAAAAUCCAGCAAAGCAAAACAAUGACAGAAUGUCGAAUUUACCUGAUUUUCAGAAGGCUCUGAAUUCAAACCAAAGUGAAUUAAACAGUAUCCUUCAACUGGAAUGUCAGCAAUACCAAGAGGCUCUGGACAUGUCGUCUAUGCCAAAGGAUGACAAGAUGUUCUCCUUACCAGGCGAGUUUCUGAGGUCCAGCCAUAAGCACAAGUGUUCAGAAGACGUUACAGUUAAUCAGGUGAAUGACGAGACAGAUCUUGAAGUUUCAACCUGGGAUGAAAAUAAUCCAGGUAUUUCCAACAGCUUGAUGGACCAGGAAACCUCUGUGGACAUCGUUGAAUGUGAUAGUGACACCAAAAAGCUUGAGGCAUCCAGGGAGUUAUGUUGUCUCAGCACAUCCCCGUCCCUUCAGUACCCAAGCAUCAAAGGUGGCAUUAAUCAUGGCAAGGAAUUAUCAACUCUCAGAAUCAUGGAAAUGAGCACUGAAGGCUGACCAUUGGAUCUUCAUUAAUAAAUACUCCACAUGGCCAGUAACGCAUUAUCACUUUUCUUUUCCCUCCUACAUGUUAAGAUUUCUGUAUUUUCAGUGCUACAUAAUAAAUUACCAUAAAUUUA